Molecule: messenger RNA, 5822 nt
Organism: Mizuhopecten yessoensis (Yesso scallop)
Lineage: Eukaryota; Metazoa; Mollusca; Bivalvia; Pectinida; Pectinidae
Product: protocadherin gamma-B5-like
Exons: 6
Coding region: 383-3796 (1137 amino acids)
Biological process (GO): homophilic cell-cell adhesion
Cellular component (GO): plasma membrane
Molecular function (GO): calcium ion binding
Source: RefSeq, a predicted model, not a curated record
UCAUAUAACCAACUGUUUGUUUGAGUGUGAUUGUUAAUGUGACAAAAAUAAAGAAGGAGGGGACCGUAGCCCGAGACGGGGACAUUGUUUUAUCUGUGGGUUCUCCAUGCUAAAACAGUUGUCAGUACAGGGUCCUAUGGUGCACUGGAUGGAUGUGGGUUUGGUGACUAGCUAGCUCACACUGAAGUUGGCUCCAUUCCACUUUUAUUUCGAUCAAAAUUAGACAGAAAUUUCAAAAGGAUAUUAAUAGUUUCCUUUAAACAAAGGAUUUGGAAUCUGAGCUGAUAAAGGAGGAAUAUUCUGUGAAGUAACGCCAAGCUUCCAGAUGUCAUGACAACACAGAAGGAAAUAAAGACUUACUGGAUUUAAGAUAUUACCAAAUAUGGCUAAUAUUCAUAUAAUUCUCCUUUUCUCAUUGAUUCUUUUGAAUCGCUGUCUGGCAAACCCGCCAAACAUCACUUUUCCCUUACAAGAGGAGAUGCCAAAUAAUACUAUAAUCGGAAGCAUCAUCGAAGAACUGGAUUUAGCAACCAAACUCGAACCCAGCGUCCUCGCUAGCAUCCAGUUCAGAUUCAUGGAUGUUGUUCCAACAAUGUUUCGCAUUGACAGCGAUACUAGUAAAAUCUUCACUGCCGGAGUUAUUAAUCGUGAAGAUAAGGAUGUUUGCAAGUUUAAAGUAGAUUGUUUCUUCGAUUUCGAGGUGCUAGUGGGAACACCUUCAUCUACUGUCUAUUUGGAAAUUAUUACCAUUCGCAUCAACAUCACAGAUAAAAACGAUAAUACACCAACAUUUUCGAAACUCCAAAUGGUCCUGAAUAUUUCCGAAUCAACUGCCAUACACAAAAGUUUUCUAAUUGAAAGUGCACAGGAUUUAGAUCGUGGUGUAAACAACUCCAUUCAAUCCUACCAGCUUGUAGCUCUACAGCCACAAUCUGAUUUUGUUCUGCGUCAGGAAGCAAAUGAUAUUGAUGACAACCCCAUUUUGAACUUAGAAGUGAAUCAGGAGCUAGAUUAUGAACGACAGACUAAUUAUGAACUGAUUAUUUUGGCCAGAGAUGGUGGUGUACCACAACGCACAGGAACUCUCACUAUUCAAGUCAACAUUCUUGAUGAAAACGAUAACAAACCAAUCUUCAAAGACCCAUCUGUGAAUAUAACAGUUACGGAAGAUCUUCAGCCAAACAGCCUCAUUUUUACUAUGGAUGCUACCGAUAAGGAUUCCGGAAAACUCGGUGAAGUUUUUUAUAGAUUACGAAAAUCUCAACCACAAGAAAUAUACGAACUGUUUGAUAUAGGUGAAGAUGAUGGUACUUUAACCGUAAAAGGAACUUUAUUGUACCAACCAGGAAAGGUUUAUAUAAUCAUUGUGGAGGCCUCUGACAAGGGAAGUAACCCUCUGGUGUCCACUGCAAUCGUGAGAUUAGCAGUUCGAGACACUGGAAAUAAUGCACCAAUAAUAAGCAUCAGUUUCAUAUCGGACAAAUAUACAGAUAAAGUAGAGAUCUGUGAAUGUGCCGAACUUCAGAUGUUUGUAGCCCUCAUUCAGGUCUCGGAUAUAGACACAGGGGCAAAUGGUGAGGUCACUUGCUCAACAUUCAGUACAUAUUUUGGACUGUCUAGUUUUGGAAGCCAAAGAUAUAAGGUCAUAGUUCAACACAAACUCGACAGAGAGUCAAUUCCGGAGCACAACAUCACAGUUACAUGCCAUGAUAAAGGAACUCCUCAGUUGGAUGGUUCAGUGACCUUCACCGUCAUUGUCUCCGAUGACAACGACAACCCACCCAAGUUUUCGCAGCAUUAUUACAGCAUCAACAUGGAGGAAAACAACUCUCCUGGUCACGAGGUCAUUCAGGUCUCCGCAACUGAUGAUGAUAUAGGGGAAAAUGGGGUCGUGACCUACGCUAUAGAUCCAGCAACUGACCUCCGAUUUGAAAUUGAUGCCAUUAGUGGUGUUGUUCGUGCCAACAUGGUGUUUGAUAGAGAGGCUACUGCUCAUGUGACCUUGAGCGUCAUUGCUAUAGAUAACGGAUCUCCGCAACUCAAUGCUACAGCAACAGUUGUAAUUGACAUCAUCGACCAGAAUGACAGGGAUCCUGAAUUUCUCAAGAGUAUUUUCCCAUUCAGAAUCUCGGAAAAUUUACCUGCAGAAACACCAGUCGGUUCAGUGACUGCUGUGGAUGAGGACCAAAAUUCAAACGGUGAAGUCAGGUACCGAUUCCCACCUAACUUUGAUGCUCACUCGGUUCCUUUUGUUAUAUAUCCUAGUGGGGAGAUCAAAACCACAAAAGAGCUUAACCGUGAGGACCUCAGUCGAUACGAUUUUGCUGUGCAGGCAUAUGAUCAGGGAAAUCCCCCCAGAACUGGGACAACACAAGUCGUCAUUACGGUAACCGACAGCAACGACAACACACCACAAUUCAUAUUUCCAAAUGAGGAAAAUUACACAAUUUCCGUCCCCCAUACGACCCCUGAAGACAGUAUCAUUGCUUCGAUCCAAGCUUAUGACAUGGACGAAGGUGAAAAUGGAAAGGUCAUGUUCUUCAUCAAAAAAGGGGAUGUUGAUAACAUGUUUUAUCUGAAUCAUGAAACGGGAAGUCUUCAUAUCCGGAGGGCUUUCGAAUUUCAUGAAGAUCGGCAAUAUACUCUGACCUUAGAGGUGAAAGAUCGUGGGUCACCCAUUGUUCAGUCCAAAGAUCGCGAUCUCCACAUUGUCGUCAGAUAUGUUAAUACAACAACGAUGAUAACAACACCACAAAACACUGACAAAUUUGUGCUAAUUGUUGUUUCUGUUGUCUGUGUAACUGUUGUGCUGUCCAUAGGACUAAUUGCUGUAAUCUGUGUGCUGCGAAAACGGGAAAAAGACAAAAACAAUAACCCAGAGUUAUCUUUCCCUACCCAGUGUACAAGUAUACCCAAUCUCUAUGAUGAGCCUAAUCCAAAUCGUAAAGAUUAUCCAUCGUCACAAGGAAAAUCCAAGGCUAAGGCCAAAGUCAGCUUCUCACUGGACUCCAAGUCUCCCUUUACGAAGAAUCAACUGUUACAGAAGUUAACCGGUUCACCGACUGGGAAGAAGCCAGAGGUCAAAGACACAGAGAAAUUAGUUGUACAUCUUCCUGGUGGACAGAAAUCCACGCCCAGCAACCCAGAAAAACUUAACAACCUUCACCAAAAACAGGUGAUUGUAUCUAAAUCCCAUCAGGAGGAGAGUUUAAGUGAGUCGUCUGGGGAGACACUCCCCUCAGACAGUGGCCAUGGAGGAAGUGAAGAAGAUUUCUCACACGCAGAUAAUCAAAACACGUUUGAACUCAACCCACUGUUUGCACAGGGAAAAGAUACAUCAGGAAUAUAUGUGAUACGACAACACAGCCAGGGUGUCAAUUCAGAUGUUCCGAUCACAAAACCUCUCAAACAGCAAAACAGAUACUCUCUACCAACGGGAGGCAUCAGAAUGCCAUGUGCUCCUUUAAAAAACAACAAUCAUUAUUUAGAUGACAGCUUAUUAACUUCUAGUGUGAACUCUACAAUGUGCUCUACAAAUCGUAGUCAAAAUUCACAUAAAAACAAUUCUAAUAAUGUAAAUACUUUGCCUACGAUAUUUGACUUGCAAUCAAAAGGUCACUCUAGUUUUGACUUUGGAAGUGGCUCAAUGUUUUAUGGUAAAGAUUUUACGCUUGGCAGCCACAGUGCACACAGUCGAGACGACGACGAGGUCACGACCACUUCAGGAAGUUACACGAUCAAUCCUGAUGAACUAGACGAUGAUUUCUCCAUACGUCCAAACGACCUCUACGUAUGAAGGUCAGCAUGUGUGAAAUGGUGUGAUUUGUCUGUAUUGGCGUCAGAACAGUUCGGAACAUGUGCGUUAUUAAAUAAGUGAAAAUCGGAAAAAAACAUUUUGUGCAAUAUUGGAUCAUGAAUCGUACAAUGUCUACAAGUCAUCAUGCGUGCGGGAAAGUGUACCCAACAACGCCACCUACAGUACCUCAGUGAACACAUUCCAGAAAGGUCAGCGAAGCUCUGCCCUUGCUGAAACAUGUCUGGGAAAAGAUGAAUGUAAACAAAGAUUCUAUGGCCAACCAAGGAUGACAACUGGCAGUCGCCAAGAAAACGUCCUCACCAUAGAGUUGUCAGCAAUGGAUAAAAUAAGAAGAUAUAUUUCUUUUGAGCUGAUUUUGCAUUCAAAAUUUGAUUAAGCUUUUUCAAUGAAAAGAAAUAAAUAGAAUUUUUGGAGAAUUUUUGAAAGAUCGCCGAUGACAAAAGUUUUAUUAUUGUACAAGGAAAGAAUUUUUAUGAAGAAGUUAAAUUUGUAUGUGAUUCUGAUUUUAAGGAUUUUUUUAUUAUAUAUUUAACUAUAAUCAUUUUAUCCAGAAACGAUGGAUAAAUGGAUCAUUGUGCCAUAUUUUGUGCUAAUGGAGUAAAUGGUCAAAGCUCUUGAAUAAAAAAACUAGAAAUAUUAAUUGGAAGUUCAUUGUAAGAUGCUAAUUAAUAAACAGUUAAUUUGAUUUUUUGGUGGGGUCUUUAAUUUUGUUGAAUUUGUGGGAAAUCUUCAUCCAUAGGUCCACAUUGCAAGUUUGAUAUAAAACGUUUCUCCAUUUGAGUGGGUAUUUGUAAUCCACAAAUUCAGGAAAUCACGAAAAUUGGGCCCUCUGAUUUCAUAAUAAUUUUCUAUAUUUUUGGUACUGUUGGUUAACAAAGAAUAAAUUUGAAAUUUUCUGAUUUUUUUAAAGAACAUUCAUUUGAAAAAACAAGAGCUUUAUGUAUGUUUGAUAGAAAGAGAUCAAUUUGGUGUCGUAGAGAAAUCUAUUUGCGAAUUAUUCCAAUACAUGUAGCGUAAUCCAGAUGUUGAACAAGAAAACUUUAUCUUGAGAGAUCCAGCGUAAACCAAAGUUAUUUAAUCCAUUAGAAUGUGAUAGAAAUUAUCCCAGUUUUACAAAUGUGUUCAAAUAUUAUCAUUGGUUGUGUAUAGGUUUGGUGGGUGAAUAUGAUUUAUAUCUUUAUAUAGCUUCUGUGUUCUAACCAUGUUAUCAACUUAAAGGGACAAGUAUUUUUGGGUUUCGCUUUAAAACAAAACUGCCAAGAAUUUCAUUUUUAGUUUAUGCGGUUUUGUUAAACUUUUUUUUGGCAAAAAAAGAUUGUGAUAAAUAUUCUGAAUUGGAUGAUUAAAAAAUAAAUUAAAAAACCAUGAGGAUCUAACAUAAAAAAGGGAAUUUUCCUUUUAUGAGUCAUUUGGAAACAUUUAACACAAAUUUACUUGGAAAAUGAGAUAAAAGUAGCAAUAUGCAGUGAGCAUUAGUGUUUGAAAGAUGGAGAGAGAGAGAGAGACCCAAUUGAGAUGAUAGAAGAGAAAAAUUAACAGAAAAAUUGACAUACCUUUGCAUUUGAAGCAAAGUGUGUGGAAAGGAGAAAGAUCCAGAGAAACAGGGAGUGAGAGAAAGACAGCGUAUGAUUGAAAAACAGAGAAAUUCUAUGAUUUUGAAAGCUGGAAAAUUUAUCUAUCAGUUAAUUGUUGUACAGAUUUGCUAUUUCACUGGUUAAUGCGAAUGACAUAACAUGAAAUACAGUUUGGGCGGCUAAUAAUAUUUCUUAUUCUAUUUUUCGAAUUCCAUAUAGGAACAAAAUUUGCCUAUGGAAAAUAUUGCAAUUAUUUGUGAUUAUCCAACAGGUAUUUGUUGGAGAGGUUUGUUCUUAACGAUGAUGUUCAAAUUGUUGUUGUUAUUGUUAUUGAUGCUGUACUUGUCAAUUUAUUUGUGUUAAACAAAAUAUGGCAGAAGAUAUACAGUAAAUUGUCUCAUGUACAUGUAUUAUACAAAAUCAUAAAUGAA